Molecule: messenger RNA, 240 nt
Organism: Salpingoeca rosetta
Lineage: Eukaryota; Choanoflagellata; Craspedida; Salpingoecidae
Exons: 3
Coding region: 1-240 (79 amino acids)
Source: RefSeq, a predicted model, not a curated record
AUGGACGAGGCCAUGAUCACGGGGCGAAUCAAAUCCUGUCUCGUCUCCAAAGGCGUUGAUGACAUUGUCAUAUGGGCGGCACCAUGGCAUCGUGCUGCUGUUGGUGUGUCGGUUGCGCUGCUAACCUCGGGUGUCGCUGACACAUUGGAGCCCACGUUCGGUGCCGUGUUUGACAAGACGCGCACGCUGACGGUUGGAUCGCCAAAACUCGCGCGCGUGCUCGGUGAUGACGACACGUAG